AAGGAAACCAUUAACAUUAUUUAGUCCCUUGCACGAUUUACACUAAAGAGUACAUUUUAUUUCCUUCACCUUCUAAUGAAGAAACGGCAGCUCAAAGCAUCUUUAUUACUCAUAACAGUUACAAUGGCAUCUAUGGUAGCACUGAGAGGACUCAUCUUUCUCUUUCUGCUUCAUCUGCCUGUUCAGGUGGAUGUUGACACAACCAUCCUUGCCAAAAUGAUUCAAUAUUUUGACGAUAAUGUUCAACCAAAGCCUGGUGCUCAGUAUGCAAUAGCGAUUCGUCUCUCAAAGGAACAGUGCAGAGAUGAAACUUUUUCUAUUGAGACUGUGUUCAGCAGAGCAGACGUUGAAAAAGUAAACAAAACACUCACAGAUGGACAAACAUGUGAACUCUGUACAGACUCAAAGAAUGUAAUUGCUGCAAACCCACAAUACAAAAACCCCAAAAACCAUUCUGAAUAUCGUCUGCUGUAUCCUGUGGGCAGUUCUCCUAUGGACAAACUUUUAAAAAAUGUAGAUAAAAAUAGCUGUGUGGUUUUCUAUACUUACAACUCACCAUGUGUGACAAAGUGCAUUAAUGGUGAGAAGAAUAUUUUGGAGGGCCUUUCAAAUUGGAAAAAUAAGCAACAAGGGGGAGUUAAUUUUUUUGUCUUUCAAAACAUCUGGAAAAAGGAUAAGGGCAAGAAGAAUCUAUCAAAGGAAUUCCAAAAGAUUGAAGAGAAAGUGCCCCUUUAUCGAUGUUUUGGUGAACAAAUUAACUGUUUAAAAUAUGGGGAUAAUAAUAACAAUCAGAUACUGUCUGACUGAAUUAAACUAAAUGUAUCAAACUCCUUUACUAAGUGAUUUAAAUGCUUAGGGUUUUUUUGCUUAUGAAAGAAAUGUCAAUCAUGAAACUGUAUUAUGUUUAUUCAUAAUUUUCACUAUAUGUUCACGCUAUAUCUGUUUGAUUUAUAUCUGUAUGAUUUAUAAGCUUGUUUCUUUAUGGGGCCCUUAAAAGGUCACAAAACUGGUAUUCCUAUCUUUGUGGGGCACAAUGUGAAAGAUAACCAACAAUUAGCCUCAGAAUAGAUGUUAGAUGUUUGAAGCCUUGGUGUACCUUUAGGUCUUAUUCAUUGACAUUAAUUAAGAAAGAAAAUGUACAGUGGAACAGUUAUAACUAUUAAUAUUUAUUAUUUAAAUUAUUAGUAGUGAUGCACCGAUGUAUCGGCCGCCAAUAUUUAUCGGCCGAUUUUUGAUGAAUUUGAAACCAUCGGCAUAUCGGCAAUAGCACGAGAA
Molecule: messenger RNA, 1275 nt
Organism: Paramisgurnus dabryanus
Lineage: Eukaryota; Metazoa; Chordata; Actinopteri; Cypriniformes; Cobitidae
Source: RefSeq, a predicted model, not a curated record